AUUUGUUACCGAAUAUAGCUUUAAACAGUACAUGAAACAUGCUUCAGGUUAGUCAGAAGAGGUCCUCUGAAUUACACUGUGAAUACUACCCUGAAAUGAAACUGUGUGUUAUUGGUUAACCAGGAUAUUUAGCAUAAUCACUCUGCUAGACUGUGUGGAGGGGGGUGAUUAUCACUGAGAACAGAUGGGCAGGUCCACAGCACUGCCAGAUCCUGCACAUGCUCCAUUUAUUGUUGGUUCUUGCCUUUUCUUUCUGUAUUUAAAAAAAAAAAAAUUUAAACAUUGUAUGUUCUAGAGAGCUAGCUGCACAAAAGGUCAGUGGCUGAUGACCUUUCGGCUUAGAUUUCAAACGUAGGAGAAAGAUUCAAAAUGCUAUCACUAUGUAUCUAUGAAGGAUGGGGCAGAUUUCAUUUUACCCUCUAGCCUCCCUCAAUGCAUGCAUGGAUUUAUCUGUACGCUAAGCUCUCUGCUCUGCAUCUGUAGCUCCUUGUGGAUUAUAUUGUCUGUGAUCAGAGAUGAUUUUCUCGGAUAUGAACACCGUUUCUGGCUCCCCUAAAGUGCAUCCUCCUAAUGGGACCCGGUUUUACACUUUUCAAGAAUUUGCUGCACUGACAAAAGAAUUAAAUGCCUGUAGGGAACAACUUCUAGAGAAGGAAGAAGAAAUUUCUGAACUUAAAGCUGAAAGAAACAACACAAGACUGUUACUGGAGCAUUUGGAGUGCCUUGUGUCUCGGCAUGAAAGGUCCCUGAGAAUGACGGUGGUAAAACGGCAAGCCCAGUCCCCCUCGGGAGUUUCCAGUGAAGUUGAGGUUCUCAAGGCCCUGAAAUCUUUGUUUGAGCACCACAAGGCCUUGGAUGAAAAGGUAAGGGAACGACUGAGGGUUUCUUUAGAAAGAGUCUCUGCACUGGAAGAAGAACUAGCUGCUGCUAAUCAGGAGAUUGUUGCCUUGCGUGAACAAAAUGUUCAUAUACAAAGAAAAAUGGCAUCAAGUGAGGGAUCCACAGAAUCAGAAAAUCUUGAAGGGAUGGAACCUGGCCAGAAAGUUCAUGAAAAGCGUUUAUCCAAUGGCUCUAUAGACUCAACUGAUGAAACCAGUCAAAUAGUCGAACUGCAAGAAUUGCUUGAAAAGCAAAACUACGAAAUGGCCCAAAUGAAAGAACGUUUAGCAGCCCUUUCUUCCCGAGUGGGAGAGGUAGAACAAGAAGCAGAGACUGCAAGGAAGGAUCUCAUUAAAACAGAAGAAAUGAACACUAAAUAUCAAAGGGACAUUAGGGAGGCCAUGGCACAGAAAGAAGAUAUGGAAGAAAGAAUCACAACCCUUGAGAAGCGUUACCUCAGUGCUCAGAGAGAAUCUACCUCCAUACACGACAUGAAUGAUAAACUAGAAAAUGAGUUAGCAAAUAAAGAGGCCAUCCUACGGCAGAUGGAAGAGAAGAACAGACAGUUACAAGAGCGUCUUGAGCUCGCUGAGCAAAAGUUGCAGCAGACAAUGAGAAAAGCUGAGACCUUACCGGAAGUAGAGGCUGAACUGGCACAGAGAAUCGCAGCCCUGACAAAGGCUGAAGAGAGACAUGGAAAUAUUGAAGAACGCAUGAGACAUCUAGAAGGUCAGCUUGAAGAGAAAAAUCAAGAACUUCAGAGAGCUAGGCAAAGAGAGAAAAUGAAUGAGGAGCACAACAAAAGGCUAUCCGACACUGUGGACAGACUCCUGACUGAGUCCAAUGAGCGCUUACAGUUGCACUUGAAGGAAAGAAUGGCUGCUCUAGAAGAGAAGAAUGUUUUAAUUCAAGAAUCAGAAACUUUCAGAAAAAAUCUGGAAGAAUCUUUACAUGAUAAGGAAAGACUAGCAGAAGAAAUUGAAAAGCUGAGAUCUGAACUUGACCAAUUGAAAAUGAGAACUGGCUCUUUAAUUGAACCCACAAUAUCAAGGACUCAUCUGGACACCUCAGCCGAGUUGCGCUAUUCAGUUGGCUCCCUGGUGGACAGCCAGUCUGACUACAGAACCACUAAAGUAAUAAGAAGACCAAGAAGAGGUCGCAUGGGUGUGCGAAGAGAUGAGCCCAAGGUAAAAUCUCUAGGAGAUCAUGAGUGGAACAGGACUCAACAAAUUGGCAUGCUAAGCAGCCACCCUUUUGAAAGUGACACAGAAAUUUCUGAUAUUGAUGAUGAUGACAGGGAAACGAUUUUUAGCUCAAUGGAUCUCCUCUCUCCAAGUGGUCAUUCUGAUGCCCAGACUCUAGCCAUGAUGCUUCAGGAACAAUUGGAUGCCAUCAAUAAAGAAAUCAGGCUAAUUCAGGAAGAAAAAGAAUCUACUGAGUUACGUGCUGAAGAAAUUGAGAACAGAGUAGCUAGUGUGAGCCUGGAAGGCCUGAAUUUAGCGAGAGUCCACCCAGGUACCUCCAUCACUGCCUCGGUUACAGCUUCUUCACUGGCCAGUUCAUCUCCCCCCAGUGGACACUCGACACCAAAGCUCACCCCACGAAGUCCUGCCAGGGAAAUGGAUCGGAUGGGAGUCAUGACACUGCCCAGUGAUCUACGGAAGCACCGGAGAAAGAUUGCCGUGGUGGAAGAGGAUGGUCGGGAAGAUAAAGCCACAAUUAAAUGUGAAACUUCCCCUCCCCCUACCCCUAGAGCCAUCCGGAUGACUCACACCCUCCCUUCUUCCUACCACAAUGAGGCCAGAAGUAGUUUAUCUGCCUCCCUUGAGCCGGAAAGCCUCGGGCUUGGCAGUGCCAACAGCAGCCAAGACUCCCUCCACAAAGCCCCCAAGAAGAAGGGAAUCAAGUCUUCAAUAGGACGUUUGUUUGGUAAAAAGGAGAAAGCUCGACUUGGGCAGCUCCGAGGCUUCAUGGAGACAGAAGCCGCAGCUCAGGAGUCCUUGGGUUUAGGCAAACUUGGAACUCAAGCUGAGAAGGACAGAAGACUGAAGAAAAAGCAUGAACUUCUAGAAGAAGCUCGAAGGAAGGGAUUACCUUUUGCCCAGUGGGAUGGGCCCACUGUAGUCGCAUGGCUAGAGCUCUGGCUGGGAAUGCCUGCCUGGUAUGUGGCAGCCUGCCGAGCCAACGUGAAGAGUGGGGCCAUCAUGUCUGCGCUGUCAGACACGGAGAUCCAGAGAGAAAUUGGAAUCAGCAAUCCUCUGCAUCGCUUAAAGCUCCGAUUAGCAAUCCAGGAGAUGGUUUCCCUAACAAGUCCUUCAGCUCCUCCAACAUCCCGAACUCCUUCAGGCAACGUCUGGGUGACCCACGAAGAAAUGGAAAAUCUUGCAGCUCCAGCAAAAACGAAAGAAUCUGAGGAAGGAAGCUGGGCCCAGUGUCCGGUUUUUCUGCAGACCCUGGCAUAUGGAGAUAUGAACCAUGAAUGGAUUGGAAAUGAAUGGCUUCCCAGCCUGGGGUUACCACAAUACAGAAGCUAUUUUAUGGAAUGUUUGGUAGAUGCAAGAAUGUUAGAUCACCUAACAAAAAAGGAUCUCCGUGUCCAUUUAAAAAUGGUGGAUAGUUUCCAUCGAACAAGUUUACAGUAUGGAAUUAUGUGCUUAAAAAGGUUGAAUUAUGACAGAAAAGAACUGGAAAGAAGACGAGAAGCAAGCCAACAUGAAAUAAAAGAUGUGUUGGUGUGGAGCAAUGAUCGAGUUAUUCGCUGGAUCCAAGCGAUUGGACUUCGAGAAUAUGCAAAUAAUAUUCUUGAGAGUGGCGUGCAUGGCUCACUCAUAGCCCUGGAUGAGAACUUUGACUACAGCAGCUUAGCUUUAUUACUGCAGAUUCCAACACAGAACACCCAGGCAAGGCAGAUUCUUGAAAGGGAGUACAAUAACCUCCUGGCUCUGGGGACGGAGCGGCGACUGGACGAAAGUGAUGACAAGAACUUCAGGCGUGGGUCGACCUGGAGGCGGCAGUUUCCUGCCCGUGAGGUGCACGGGAUCAGCAUGAUGCCUGGGUCCUCGGAAACACUGCCAGCCGGAUUUAGGUUAACCACCACAUCUGGGCAGUCGAGGAAAAUGACAACGGAUGAUGUCGUCUUUUCAGUCUACCCUACCUAAAGUGCACUACCACCUGUGAAGAUGAGCAGCGAACACCUUUGUGAAGACUGAAGGCUAAGAAAAUAACCACAAGUAAUGGUUUAUUAAAUUGAAAAUGUGAUUUUGGGGGAAGUCACAUAUUAAGUUUGAUUAGUUUAUGACAAUUGUAAGAAAAUGCUUAAGUCAUUUGAAUAAUAAACAUCAUCCACAUCAUAAAUUCUGUACAAGAGAUGCUUUUAUGAAAUGGAGCCACUUGUUUUUCAUGUUUUAUUGUAAUAUACUAGGCAUUUAUGUAUUACUGUGUAUGUAUUUCUUUUUAAAUGUGUAAGUCUUAUGUAAAUGGAUAUAAAUAUGAUUUUUUAAAAAAUAAAAUAUAUGGUUCAUGGAGUCUCGAGUACAAACAUUUGACAAUACCCUAUACUGUUUGUAUUUUACCAUUCCACCAUUUUUACAGUUUUUGAAUUAUAACAGUCAAGCCGACGUUUCCUGGAAGCAUGUUUCAUGCCUCCACGCUUCACCUUCAAGUCUGUCAAUACUUAAAGCUGAAAACCUGCCUCUGAUCAUGUAAAAAAGAAUGAUUUAACCUGGAACUGGAGCCAAAAAUAGACCUUUAAAGGCAAUCAGGGAUGUCCUCUAUCCUUAGAAAUAGCACUGUGAUGGCUCGAUCUCCUUUUCAAUAGAAAACAAAGCCAAACUGUUUACAAGAGUCAAAACAAUUAUUUAAAAAAAAAUUUAUAAAGAGAAAACCAUUAUCUUCUCUUGUUACCUGUGGACCAAUAAAAAUUUUUCCUUUACUAA
This is a messenger RNA of Phyllostomus discolor (pale spear-nosed bat), 4814 nucleotides long. RefSeq names its product PTPRF interacting protein alpha 2 (gene PPFIA2). The record is from RefSeq and is a predicted model, not a curated record. Gene Ontology annotation, cellular component: presynaptic active zone. Gene Ontology annotation, molecular function: protein binding. Gene Ontology annotation, biological process: synapse organization. Bases 516 to 4037 code for a protein of 1173 amino acids. The transcript is spliced from 29 exons. Lineage: Eukaryota; Metazoa; Chordata; Mammalia; Chiroptera; Phyllostomidae.